CUCCACGGAGAUCCAGAGCGCAGCCGCAUUCUCUGACCCUCCCCGCCCCAUUCCCGAGGGGUUACAUUUGACUCCACCUGCAAACACUGCAGUGGAAACUAAUGGCCAGUCUAUAGUUAUUUGCAUCUCAUUUAAAUGUUGUCCAAAGCAGCCAGCGCCUUUCCAGGCCUGCUCCAGUGGUCAGUCACCUCGGUGUCCUUUCCCGCGGCCCGCGCCCUCACUGGCUGGGUAUCACCAUCCUUGUCUUCUAGGUCUGCAUCUGCGGUUGCCAGGUAGGCGGAUGUGAGAGGCCCAAUCCUCUUGAUCCUUUAGAGGUCAUCCCGUCGUCGCCGGCACCAUGCUGUCCCCUCAGAGGGCUUUACUCUGCAACCUCAACCACAUCCACCUCCAGCACGUCUCUCUGGGCCUGCACUUGUCUCGUCGUCCUGAGCUACGGGAGGGGCCCUUGAGCACAUCCCCUCCCCCAGGGGACACUGGGGGCAAGGAGAGCCGGGGCCCCUGCAGCGGGACCCUGGUGGAUGCCAAUUCCAACAGCCCAGCCGUGCCCUGCAGAUGCUGCCAGGAGCACGGCCCAGGCCUAGAAAACCGACAGGACCCAGCACAGGAGGAAGAGAGGGCUGCCUCUCCCUCAGACCCUGGCUGCUCUUCCUCUCUCAGCUCCUGCUCAGAUCUUAGCCCUGAUGAAUCUCCCAUCUCAGUCUACUCGCGGGACCUCCCUGGCAACGAGGAUGUCCACCCUCAGCCCAGCAUCAUCCCCCUGGAGCAGGGCUCCCCACUGGCUUCUGCAGGCCCUGGCGCCUGCUCCCCGGACAGCUUCUGCUGCUCUCCGGAUUCCUGCUCCGGAGCUUCCUCCCCACCUGGCCCUUGCCUGGACUCCAACUGCAACGCCCUGACCACCUACCAGGGCCUCCCUUCCCCAGGGCUAGAGGAAGAGGACGAGGGUGGGGAGCAGGACCUCCCUACCUCUGAGCUUUCAGACGCCGAUGAUGGGAAAAUCGACGCUGGGAAAACCGAACCCAGUUGGAAAAUCAACCCCAUUUGGAAAAUUGACACAGAGAAAACUGAAGCUGGCUGGAAAAUCACUGAGAACAAUAACUCUGGUUGGAAAAUUAAUGGAAAUACUAACUCUAGCUGGAAACCUGAACCUGGAAAAUUCGACUCCGGUAGGAAAACCUUCACAGGAAUAAUUGAUUCUGGCUCGAAAACAGAUGCAGGGAAAAUUGAUGGGGGAUGGAGAAGUGACGUCAGCGAGGAGCCGGUGCCCCACCGGACAAUCACGUCCUUCCACGAGCUAGCCCAAAAGCGCAAGCGGGGCCCGGGGCUGCCCCUUGUGCCGCAGGCCAAGAAAGACCGCAGUGACUGGCUCAUUGUCUUCUCGCCCGACACCGAGCUGCCCCCCACCGGAUCGCUGGGCGGUUCCCCAGCGCCUCCCCGGGAAGUCACCACCUUCAAGGAGCUCCGGUCCCGAAGCCGGGCCCCGCCCCCGCCAGUCCCGCCCCGAGACCCCCCAGCGGGCUGGGCCUUGGUCCCGCCCCGGCCCCCACCCCCACCUGUCCCUCCCCGAAGGAAGAAGAACCGACCUGGGCUGCAGCCCAUAGCGGAGGGGCAGCCGGAGGAGGGCAGGGCGGGCAGCCCCGCGGCUGGCGAGGAGGCCCCAGCCGCGAAGGAGCCGGAGGAGCCCGGCGCGCAGGCGGGCCUUGAGGCCAGUCCCCUCCUGCUCCCUCGGCCCCUGGUUUUCCGGUUCUCGGCCGACGGGCGCCCCCUGUUGGAGGGUAGGGGCGCGGGCGCAGCUGGGUCUCUGCUCCUGGCGCCUCUGGCCGGCUGGCCCGGCGCCGGGCUGGGGCUGCGGGGGGCGCCGAGUCCCGCGGAGGAGCAGCUGCUGCCUGUCCGCCUGUCCCCAGUGGGAGCCUAUUCGCCUCCGGCUCGAGAGGCCCUGCCCUGCCUGGCCAGCCCUGAGUUGGCACUGCUGCUGUCCCCGCUCUUUCCCAGAAGUAGCACCUUCCCCGCCGCGGCUCCCCCACCCCGCCAGGUACCCGCCCCCCCGCUGCCACCGCCACUUCGUCCGCCGAAGGCCCCUCGCUGGACCAGGAGCCCACCACCUCCGCCCAGGCUACUGCGUAGUUCCUGGUCGUUCGCCGGUGUCUCCGGGGCCCAGCGACUGUGGAUGGCAGAAGCCCAGAGUGGGACUGGCCAGCUGCAGGAGCAGAAAAAAGGUCUCCUGAUAGCUGUCAGCGCCUCAGUGGAUAAAAUCAUCUCACACUUUGGGGCUGCCCGGAACUUGGUUCAGAAGGCCCAGUUGGGGGAUAGCCGGCUGAGCCCAGAUGUGGGGCACCUGGUGCUGACCACCCUCUGUCCGGCCCUCCAUGCCCUGGUGGCCGAUGGGCUGAAGCCUUUCCGGAAGGACCUCAUCACCGGGCAGCGCAGGAGCAGCCCCUGGAGUGUGGUGGAGGCUUCGGUGAAGCCAGGUUCCAGCACCCAUUCCCUGGGAACCCUGUAUAGCCAGGUCACCCAUCUGGCCCCGCUGAGCAGCAGCCGUAGCCGCUUCCACGCCUUUAUCCUGGGCCUCCUCAACACUAAGCAGUUGGAGCUGUGGUUUUCCAGUCUCCAGGAAGAUGCAGGCCUGCUGUCCCUCCUGUACCUGCCCACUGGAUUCUUCUCCCUGGCCCGGAGUGGCUGCCCCUCCCUGUCCACGGAGCUGCUGCUCCUGCUGCAGCCAUUGUCGGUGCUCACCUUCCACCUGGACCUGCUCUUUGAGCACCACCACCACCUGCCCCUGGGCCCACCUCAGGCCCCUGCGCCCCCCACCUCACCUCCGGCCCUGCAGCAGACUAUGCAAGCCAUGCUGCACUGGGGAGGUCGGCUGGCCCAGAGCCUUCGGGGGGCUUCUGGGGAGACUCCUCCAGACCCUUCAGCCCCUUCAAGCCCUCCCAUACCAGGCAGCUGGUGGGAGCAGCUGACCCAGGCCUCCCGGGUCUACGCCUCUGGGGGCACCAAGGGUUUCCCUCUUCCCCGGUGGGGAUCCAGGCGUCAUGGGACUGCAGCUGAGGGCGCGCAGGAGAGAUCCCUGCCCACAAAGGAAGCGGCACCAGGCAGAGGCGUAUGGCUGGGGAGACUGUUUGGAGUGCCUGGGGGCCUCACAGAAACUGAGAGCGGAGCCCCAAAGUCCAGGAGACCAUCCAGCUGGCUGCCCCCGACAGUGAAUGUGUUGGCUCUGGUGAAGCGAGGGGCACCUCCUGAGACUUUCUCUUCUCCUGAGGAGCUUGAGGCCUCAGCACCCAGCAUGGUGCAGACCCACAGGGCGGUCCGUGCUCUCUGUGACCACACUGCUGCAGGACCUGACCAGCUGAGCUUCCGGCGUGGGGAAGUGCUGCAAGUCAUCACCACUGUCGAUGAGGACUGGCUCCGCUGUGGGCGGGACGGAGUGGAGGGGCUGGUGCCUGUGGGGUAUACCUCUCUUGUUCUCUAGGCCUAGGACCUUUUCCUUUCCUGCAGAUGUCUCUCCCUCCUGUCACCAGGGAAUGGAAUGGCCUGUGAACACUAUCCCAUGUGAACUGAUCAUCCCGGAAGCAUUUUCCUUGUCUGCAAAAUGAUACUUCCUCCCACAUCAAUUUCUGCUACUAUGUGAAAUAAACUUUCCUUUUUCCCUCCCAUGCCCAUCUGUAAGGUGAAACCUGCUCUUCUUCCAAGUAUAUAAAAAGGAAUUUCCCUCCAUGCAAUCUCUUUCCUUAUUCCCAUCUGUAUAAGGGAAUGUCUCCCUUCCUAUCUGCAAAAUGGAAAUCUAGCCCCCUUCUACCUUCUUCAUCUGUAAGUGGACUGUGCCAGUACAGUACAUGCCUCAGUUCCCAAGACUAGAAGGGCCUCUAGUCUCCUUCCUGUGUAUGGAAUCUUCCCCCACUCCACCUAUCCCACAUUGCCUGUAUUUAUUAUGUACUCAUGCUGUACUAGGUGCUGAAGUCUGGACACCCCUGGUGGGUGGGCCUAUGGUAUUGGUCUGCCUCCUUCCUCCUGUCCCAAUAAAGUGUGGGAGUUGAA
Molecule: messenger RNA, 4032 nt
Organism: Diceros bicornis minor
Lineage: Eukaryota; Metazoa; Chordata; Mammalia; Perissodactyla; Rhinocerotidae
Gene: RUSC1
Product: RUN and SH3 domain containing 1
Exons: 10
Coding region: 338-3466 (1042 amino acids)
Cellular component (GO): cytoplasmic vesicle
Molecular function (GO): protein binding
Source: RefSeq, a predicted model, not a curated record